Choloepus didactylus (southern two-toed sloth) is the source of this 5886-nucleotide messenger RNA. It is a transcript of the gene SCN10A, whose product is annotated as sodium voltage-gated channel alpha subunit 10. Gene Ontology annotation, molecular function: voltage-gated sodium channel activity involved in cardiac muscle cell action potential. Gene Ontology annotation, cellular component: axon; voltage-gated sodium channel complex; plasma membrane. Gene Ontology annotation, biological process: membrane depolarization during action potential; regulation of atrial cardiac muscle cell membrane depolarization; AV node cell action potential. The transcript is spliced from 27 exons. Lineage: Eukaryota; Metazoa; Chordata; Mammalia; Pilosa; Megalonychidae. The record is from RefSeq and is a predicted model, not a curated record.
AUGGAACUCCCCUUUGGGUCCCUGCAAACUACCACCUUCCAUCGGUUCACUCCAGAGUCGCUGGCGAAGAUUGAGAAGCAAAUUGCUGCCAAGAAGGCAGCAAAGAAAGCCAGGGACAAGCACACAGAGCAGAAAGGCCAAGAAGAGAAGCUUCGGCCCCAAUUAGACUUGAAAGCCUGCAACCAGCUGCCCAGGUUCUAUGGCGAGCUCCCAGAAGAACUGGUUGGAGAGCCCCUGGAGGAUCUGGAUCCCUUCUAUCAGACACAUCGGACAUUUAUGGUGCUGAACAAAGGGAGGACCAUUUCCCGGUUUAGUGCUACUCGGGCCCUGUGGCUAUUCAGUCCUUUCCACCUGAUUAGAAGAACAGCCAUCAAAGUGUCUGUCCACUCAUAUCCUUUGUGGUUCAGUUUUUUUAUUACAGUCACUAUUUUGACCAAUUGUGUAUGCAUGGCCCGAACUGAUCUUCCAGACAGAGUCGAGUAUAUCUUCACUGUUAUUUACACUUUUGAAGCCUUGAUAAACAUAUUGGCAAGAGGAUUUUGUCUAAAUGAAUUCACUUACCUGCGAGAUCCUUGGAACUGGCUGGAUUUUAGUGUCAUUUCCCUAGCAUACCUUGCUGAAGCAAGAGCUUUCCGAGGGCUCUCAGGCCUGCAGACAUUCAGAGUCCUUAGAGCUUUAAAAACGGUAUCCGUGAUCCCAGGGCUGAAGCUCAUCGUGGGGGCUCUGAUUAACUCAGUGAGGAAGCUGGCUGACGUGACCAUCCUCACCAUCUUCUGCCUGAGUGUCUUUGCCCUGGUGGGCCUGCAGCUCUUCAAAGGCAACCUCAAGAACAAAUGUGUCAAGAACUUCAUGGAUCUCAAUGACACGGCCAAUUUCUCUCACAGAGCAAGUGAGUAGAAAUGCUGCCAUAGGGACAAAGAUUUCUACACCAAUUUUCCAGGUACCUCUGAUCACUUACUGUGUGGUAAUGCAUCUGGUGCCAGCCACUGUCUGCCAGGCUAUGUCUGCCUCAAAACCUCUGACAACCCGGACUUUAACUACACCAGCUUUGAUUCCUUUGCUUGGGCUUUUCUCUCACUGUUCCGCCUCAUGACACAGGAUUCCUGGGAACGCCUCUACCUGCAGACCCUGAGGACUUCUGGAAAAAUCUAUAUGAUCUUUUUCAUGAUUGUCAUCUUCCUGGGAUCUUUCUACCUGGUCAACCUGAUCUUGGCUGUGGUCACCAUGGCAUAUGAGGAGCAGAGAAAGGCAACCAUUGAUGAAACUGAAGCAAGGGAGAAGAAAUUCCAAGAAACCCUUGAGAUGCUCCAGAAGGAGCAGGAGGUGCUGGCAGCACUGGGGAUAGAUACAGCCUCUCUCCACUCCCGUGAUGGACCAGCUUUAACCUCCAAAAAUGCCAGUGAAAGAAGGCACAGAAUAAAGCCAAGGGUUUCAGAGGGCUCCACAGAAGAAAAAAAAUCACCCCAAUCUGAGCCCUACAACCAGCGCAGGAAGUCUUUCCUAGGCCCCACCUCUGGGAUACGCCGGGCUAGCCAUGGCAGCGUAUUCCAUUUCCGGGCCCCUGGCAGAGACAUCUCACUUCCUGACGGUGUCACAGAUGAUGGAGUCUUCUUUGGAGACCAUGAAAACCACAGGAACUCCCUGCUGCUGGGUGGAGGUGCUGGCCAUCAGGUCCCCCUCCCCAGGAACCCACUGCCUCGACCCUCCAACCCUGGCUUAGGGCAUGGAGAAGAUGGACACCCCACACUGCCCACUAAUGAGCUUGCUCUUGGAGCUGUCGAAGUCUCGGCAUUCGAUGCAGGACAGAAGAAGACUUUCUUAUCAGCAGAAUACUUGAAUGAACCUUUCCGAGUCCAAAGAGCAAUGAGUGUUGUCAGCAUCAUGACCUCCGUUCUCGAGGAACUCGAGGAGUCUCAGCAGAGGUGCCCGCCCUGCUUCACCAGCUUGGCUCGGAAGUAUCUGAUCUGGGAGUGUUGCCCCACCUGGGUGAAACUCAAGACGCUUCUCUUUGGGAUUGUAACGGACCCCUUUGCAGAGCUCACCAUCACCUUGUGCAUCGUGGUGAACACAGUUUUCAUGGCCUUGGAGCAUCACGGCAUGAGCCCUGCCUUCAACGCCAUGCUCCAGAUAGGCAACAUCGUCUUUACCAUAAUUUUUACUGCUGAAAUGGUCUUCAAAAUCAUCGCUUUUGACCCCUACUACUACUUCCAGAGGAGGUGGAAUAUCUUCGACUGCAUCAUUGUCACCUUGAGCCUGGUGGAGCUGGGCAUGUCCAAGAAAGGAAGCCUGUCUGUGCUGCGGACCUUCCGCCUGCUGCGGGUCUUCAAGCUGGCCAAGUCCUGGCCAACCUUAAACACACUCAUCAAGAUCAUCGGGAACUCCGUGGGAGCACUAGGGAAUCUCACCAUCAUCUUGGCCAUCAUUGUCUUUAUCUUCGCUCUGGUUGGCAAGCAGCUCCUUGGGGAAAGCUACUGCAUUAAAAGGAAAAACAUUGCCAAACCCGAUGAAGAAUGGCCCCGCUGGCACAUGUAUGAUUUCUUCCACUCCUUCCUGAUCGUCUUCCGGAUCCUCUGUGGAGAAUGGAUUGAGAACAUGUGGAACUGCAUGGAAGUUGGCGAGAAAUACAUUUGCCUCAUCCUUUUCUUGACAGUGAUGGUGCUGGGGAACCUGGUGGUGCUCAACCUGUUCAUCGCCCUGCUGCUGAACUCUUUCAGUGCUGACAACCUCACAGCCCCAGAGGACGAUGGGGAGGUGAACAACCUGCAAGUGGCCCUGGCACGGAUCCAGGUGUUUGGCCGCCGCACCAGGCAGGCCCUUUGCAACUUCUUCCGCAGGUCCUGCCUUUUCCUCCAGCCCACAACAGAACCCCAGCUGGUGGUGAAACUCCCACCCUCAAGCUCCGCUGCCAAGAACCACGUUGCUGCUGACCCCGCUGCAGGUAGCCCUGGAGGGCUCUCCUCUCCUAGAGGCCCCGGGGAUAAACACAGUGACUUCAUCAACAAUCCCAACGUGUGGGUCUCUGUGCCCAUUGCCGAGGGUGAAUCCGAUCUCGAAGAUUUGGAGGAUGAGGAUGAGGAGGAUGCUCAGAGCUCUGGGCAGGAAGUGGUGCCUAAAAGGGAGGAGCAACUGCAGCAAGUCAGGAGUUAUGAAGACCACCAGGCACCCAGAAGCCCAGGCUCUGGGAUGUCCUCUGAGGAUCUGGCUCAAUACCUGGGUGAAAAGUCGAAAGACAAGGCUACUUCUCAGGAUCCCACAGAGGGAGUGGAUGACACUAGCGCCUCGGAAGGCAGCACCGUGGACUGCCAGGAUCCAGAAGAGAUCCUGGGGAUUCCUGACCUUGACGAACCAGACGACUGCUUCACAGAAGGCUGCAUGCACCGCUGUCCCUGCUGCAAGGUCAGAACCACCAAGUUUCCCUGGGAUGUGGGCUGGCAGGUGCGCAAGACCUGCUACCACAUCGUGGAGCACAGCUGGUUUGAGAGCUUCAUCAUCUUCAUGAUCCUGCUCAGCAGUGGGUCUCUGGCCUUUGAAGACUACUACCUUGACCAGAAGCCCACGGUGAAAGCCUUGCUGGAGUACACUGACAGGAUGUUCACGUUUAUAUUUGUCUUCGAGAUGCUGCUCAAGUGGGUGGCCUAUGGCCUCAAAAAUUACUUCACCAAUGCCUGGUGCUGGCUGGACUUCCUCAUUGUGAACAUCUCACUGACAAGCCUCAUAGCGAAGAUCCUGGAGUCAGAUAUGGAAUCCAUCAAAGCCCUUCGGACCCUCCGUGCCCUGCGGCCGCUGCGGGCUCUAUCUCGAUUUGAAGGCAUGCGGGUGGUAGUGGAUGCCUUGGUGGGCGCCAUCCCAUCCAUCAUGAACGUCCUCCUCGUCUGCCUCAUCUUCUGGCUCAUCUUCAGCAUCAUGGGUGUGAACUUCUUUGCAGGGAAGUUUUGGAGAUGUGUCAACACCACCAAUGAAGAUUUUCCUCUUGUGCCCUUGUCUAUUGUGAAUAACAAAUCUGACUGUCAGCAUCAAAACUACACUGGCACCUUCUUCUGGGUGAACAUGAAGGUCAACUUUGACAACGUUGCAAUGGGUUACCUUGCACUUCUGCAGGUGGCAACCUUCAAAGGCUGGAUGGAUAUCAUGUAUGCAGCUGUUGAUUCCCAAGAGGUGGACAUGCAGCCCAAGUGGGAGGAAAAUUUGUACAUGUACCUGUAUUUCGUCAUCUUCAUCAUUUUCGGCGGCUUCUUCACACUGAAUCUCUUUGUUGGGGUCAUAAUUGACAACUUCAAUCAACAGAAGAAAAAGUUAGGGGGCCAGGACAUCUUCAUGACCGAGGAGCAGAAGAAGUACUACAACGCCAUGAAGAAGCUGGGCUCCAAGAAGCCCCAGAAGCCCAUCCCGAGACCCCUGAACAAGUACCAGGGCUUUGUCUUUGACAUCGUGACCAGACAAGCUUUUGACGUCAUCAUUAUGGUCCUUAUCUGCCUCAACAUGAUCACCAUGAUGGUGGAGACUGAUGACCAGAGUGAAGAAAAGACGAAAAUCCUCAACAAAAUAAACCAGUUCUUUGUAGCCGUCUUCACAGGAGAGUGUGUCAUGAAGAUGUUUGCCCUCAGGCAUUACUACUUCACCAAUGGCUGGAAUGUGUUUGACUUCAUCGUUGUAGUCCUCUCCAUUGGGAGCUUGGUGUUUUCUGCAGUCAUUCAUUCACUUGAAAAGUACUUCUCCCCAACACUCUUCCGAGUCGUCCGCCUGGCCCGGAUCGGCCGCAUCCUGAGGCUGAUCCGAGCAGCCAAGGGGAUUCGCACACUGCUCUUCGCCCUCAUGAUGUCCCUGCCUGCGCUGUUCAACAUUGGCCUGCUGCUCUUCCUCGUCAUGUUCAUCUACUCUAUUUUUGGCAUGUCUAGCUUCCCCCACGUGAAGCGGGAGGCCGGCAUCGAUGACAUGUUCAACUUCCAGACCUUUGCCAACAGCAUGCUGUGCCUCUUCCAGAUCACCACGUCGGCCGGCUGGGACGGCCUCCUCAGCCCCAUCCUCAACACGGGUCCCCCCUACUGUGACCCCAAUCUGCCCAACAGCAAUGGCUCCCGGGGCAACUGUGGGAACCCAGCCAUGGGCAUCCUCUUCUUCACCACCUACAUCAUCAUCUCCUUCCUCAUCGUGGUCAACAUGUACAUUGCAGUAAUUCUGGAAAACUUUAAUGUGGCCACGGAGGAGAGCACCGAGCCCCUGGGUGAGGAUGAUUUUGACAUGUUCUAUGAGACCUGGGAGAAGUUCGACCCAGAGGCCACUCAGUUUAUUACCUUCUCUGCCCUUUCAGAUUUUGCAGACACCCUCUCUGGUCCCCUGAGAAUCCCAAAACCUAAUCGGAAUAUAUUAAUCCAGAUGGACCUGCCUUUGGUCCCGGGAGAUAAGAUCCACUGUUUAGACAUCCUUUUUGCCUUCACCAAGAAUGUGCUGGGAGAAUCUGGUGAACUGGAUUCUCUGAAGGGAAAUAUAGAGGAGAAGUUUAUGGCAACUAAUCUUUCAAAAGCAUCCUAUGAACCAAUAGCCACCACCCUGCGGUGGAAGCAAGAAGACAUUUCAGCCACUGUCAUUCAAAAAGCCUAUCGGAGCUAUGUGCUGCACCGCUCCAUGACAGUCUCCAACCCCCAGGGUGUGCCCGUGGCUGAGGAGGAAGCCGUGCCACCCCCAGAUGAAGGCUUUGUUGCAUUCAUGGCAAAUGAAAAUUGUGUGCUCCCAGACAAAUCUGAAACUGCAUCUGCAACAUCUUUUCCACCAUCCUAUGACAGUGUCACUAGAGGUCUUAGCAAUAGAGCCCACUUGAGCACAUCUAGCUCACUGCAGAAUGAAGAUGAAGCCACUGGUAAGGAAGCGCCUGUUCCAGAGCCCCAGUGA